UCCUGAGCCCCGUCAGGGCGGGCGGCCUGGUUCCGCAGGUUUCCCUGGCCACCGCCUUCACCUCCGUGCCCAGCGUGCGCGGUGGCGCUGCCCUGACUUCCGGGCGUUUUGACGUGGCGCCGCUGUCAAUUCCAACGGAAGGACUCUGGAAGAUGAGGAAUAGAAGUCUAGUCGGCCUCCCGGCACGAAACCGCUGCCUCUCCUGAAAUGAGGGGAGGAAGGAGUAGGACUGCCGCCUGUGCUUGGAACAUUCCACUCCCUUUGGCAGUAGAAGGGGUCCCUGAACAUCUAAACACGUUCUUCCUGCUUCCUUCGUCGUCCAGUACCUUCUGGUUUCCCUAGAAACUUUGAGAAAUCCUUUAGCCUUCACUGAGUGGCUUCGAAAGCGAGGGCACUCGCUACAAUUCCCAGAUUUUCUAAAAAGGAGAAGCGAAGGCAGUGCCAACGACAACAGCGACCCGAUCCGUAUUUACUAGGUGCCAGGCACUGUGCUCUGCACAGGCUAGAUACCACCUCACGCCGCACGACGACUUUAUGAAGAGAAUUUCCUUUACCACUCCUGCUCCUCGGUUCUGGGAUGAAGGCCUGAAGCACAGGCCGGUUAAACUACCUGCCCGGGCGUCAGUCAGGGGCCAGGAUUCAAACCCAGGGAGUUUAGUUCCCCGGGGUUGAAUCGGGGUGUGAACCUGACUUGUAGGGUCAGUUCUCCAGACAUCUGAGUCAGAAGAAGGUUCCCUCACAAAGGCAUUAAGACCUCUCUGGGAUGCACAAGGCUGAAAUAAAACUAACCCCAGCUCUUGGAAGCAAUCCCUUACCAUCUGCUCAGGAACUGGCUUUCCUAAACGCGUUCACCCUCGUUUUCAGUCCUCACUGCGACCCGGAAGGCAGCUCUUUCCAGCCUUAGUUUGCUGAGGAGAAAAAACAAGCCUGGGAGAGGUGACUGGCAGUCCAGCACGUAAAAGAUGAGAACAUAGGCCCACACCUCUGGGAAGGGGGCGGUGUGGACCUACUGCAAGAGGACCUGUGAAGGGGCUGGGGAGGAGGAGCGUGGUCGUGGUCGUGGUCGUGCUGAUGGUGGUGGUGGUGGUAAAAAAUCAAUCAAGCAAUCAGUCAAAGCAUCGCUGCUCCCUGAAGCCCAGCCCUCAGGACGCCUUUCGGUCCAGAAAGUGCCGCUCAGCACUCAGCAGGAGACAGAAGUUGGAGUUGAAAGGCGAAAAAGAACCCAGAGAUUCCCCAGCGAAAAUGUGUUGCGGCCCCUGUUGAAGGAGUCAACUUCCAGGCUGUUAAAAGUCUUCAAGUCAUUAGCAUCAGCUGCUGCACUAGAGGGGCAAGCCAGCGCCUCUAAGUGGCUUAGCGCACAAACGAGGCUCCCGAGACUCCCGCGCAACCCCUUCCGCUCUCCCACCACCGCCUGGAUGUAAAUUGCUCUCUGGAGCCCAUCUUGACUCGAGAACUGCGCACCGGCUCCGAGGGCGCGCUGGAUGGCCAGCUCUCUGCCAGAGGUUCUCCAAGUGCCAAGAGACACGGAGAAAGGCCCGCUCCAGUUCUUUUGGCACAGCCUACGAGACCGCUACACCAACACCUCUUGACAUGGAAAUGCACUGAUACAAUAGGCAAAAGAAACGCUCGCUCGCAUCUCUCGGUUCCAGUGGCCUUAUUUGGGCGACUCGUUCCUGACCUUAUUCCCGUGAUGGAGGAUUCAGGCAUCCAGCGAGGCAUCUGGGAUGGAGAUGCCAAGGCUGUCCAGCAAUGCCUGACAGAUAUUUUUACCAGUGUUUACACCACCUGCGACAUCCCUGAGAAUGCUAUAUUCGGUCCCUGCAUCCUGAGCCAUACUUCCCUGUAUGACAGCAUAGCUUUCAUAGCUCUCAAGUCCACGGACAAGAGAACAGUCCCCUAUAUCUUCCGGGUAGACACCUCAGCGGCAAAUGGUUCUUCAGAAGGUCUAAUGUGGCUGCGACUCGUCCAAUCAGCCAGAGAUAAAGAGGAGCAGAACCUUGAAGCCUAUAUAAAAAACGGACAGCUGUUUUACCGCUCUCUCCGCAGGAUUGCCAAAGACGAGGAGUUACUAGUUUGGUAUGGGAAAGAACUGACUGAGUUACUCUUGCUCUGCCCCUCUAGAUCCCACAGCAAAAUGAAUGGGUCAUCCCCUUACACAUGCCUGGAAUGCAGCCAACGUUUCCAGUUUGAGUUCCCCUAUGUGGCGCAUCUGCGCUUCCGCUGCCCCAAGAGACUUCACAGCGCUGAUGCCAGCCCCCAGGAAGAGCAAGGCGGCGGCGUGGGCGCCAAGGAUCACGGGGGCGGGGGCGGGGGCAAGGACCAGCAGCAGCAGCAGCAGCAGCAGCAGCAAGAGACCGCCUUGGGCCCCGGCCCCAAGUUCGGCAAAGCCGGCCCCAUCCCCCACUACCCGGCCCCCUCCCCCGAGGGCAGUAACCCGCCUGCGGCCGGCGGCGGCGGCGCCAAGCCCUCCACGGACUUUCACAACCUGGCCCGGGAGCUCGAAAACUCGGGGGGAGGCAACAGCUGCUCCCCGGUCCGGAGCCUCGGCAGCGGCGGCGGCCACCAGGAGGCGGAGCUGAGUCCCGACGGCAACGCCAGCGGCGGCGGCAAGGGGAAGAGGAAGUUCGCGGAGGAGGCGGCGGAGGGCGGCGGCGGCGGCGGCGGCGGGGGCGGCGGCGGGGGCGGGGGGCUGGCGGGGGGCCGGGGUCGCUUCGCCGAGCGGCCGGUGCCCGCCUCCAAGGAGGACCUGGUGUGCACGCCGCAGCAGUUCCGCGCCUCGGGCAGCUACUUCAGCCUGGAAGAGAACGGCCGCCUCUUCGCGCCGCCCAGCCCCGAGACGGGCGAGGCGAAGCGCAGCGCCUUCGUGGAGGUGAAGAAGGCGGCCCGGGCGGCGGGUCUGCAGGAGGACGCGGCCGCCGACGGCGGGGGCGCGGCCGGCGACGACCAGGACGCGGGCGGCGGCGGCUCCUGCACGCCGGUGGCCGCUUCGCCGGGGGGCGCAGACGCGCUGCUGGCGCCGCGGCCCGGGGCCCCGCUGCCCGGCCGGCUGGAGGGCGGCAGCCCGGCGCGCGGGAGCGCCUUCACCUCGGUGCCGCAGCUGGGCGCGGCGGGCGCGGGCGUCACCGGCGCGGGCGGGGCGGGCGCGGGCGCGGGCGCGGGCGGCGCGGGGGCGUCGGGCGGCAGCGGCGCGGGCGGCGGCCAGGGCGCCCCGUCGGACGAGCGCAAGAGCGCCUUCUCGCAGCCGGCGCGCUCCUUCCCGCAGCUGCCCCCGCUGGUGCUGGGCCAGAAGCUGAGCGCGCUCGAGCCGUGCCACCCCGGCGACGGCGUGGGCCCCGCCAGACUCUACCCCGCCGCCGCCGACCCUCUGGCCGUGAAGCUCCAGGGGGCCGCGGACCUGAACGGCGGGUGCGGCGCGCUGCCCAAGCAGAACCCCUUCCUCUACGCCACCGCCUUCUGGCCCAAGAGCUCGGCGGCGGCGGCGGCGGCGGCGGCGGCCGCGGGGCCCCUGCAACUGCAGCUGCCCUCGGCGCUCACGCUGCUGCCGCCCUCCUUCACCUCGCUGUGUCUGCCCGCGCAGAACUGGUGCGCCAAGUGCAAUGCCUCCUUCCGCAUGACCUCCGACCUGGUGUACCACAUGCGGUCGCACCACAAAAAGGAGUACGCCAUGGAGCCCCUAGUGAAGCGGCGGCGGGAGGAGAAGCUCAAGUGCCCCAUCUGCAACGAGUCCUUCAGGGAGCGCCACCACCUCUCCAGGCACAUGACCUCGCACAAUUGACCGGAAAGGACCCUGGUUUUCCACGCGCGUACACUCACAACCAAGCCACCUACGGGGAAAGCACGCGAGGACAUCCACCACCUGCUUGGGACCUGAAACACUGCACCCGGAGACGGACAGGAACACACACGCGCCACCCCGACCUUGGCACUACACGUUUACCGGAGACCUGCAUCACGCACACACACACACACACACACACACACACACACACACAAGACAGGAUGGUGGAUUUUUGAUUGGGUGGGUUGUUCGAGGGGUUUUCUUUUGAAUGCACGCAUUUUCACUUUCCAAAAAUAAAGGUACAUUUUUUGAAAUGUCAUAUAUUGCAACAUAUUGAUGCAUUUGUCAUACGUUUCUACUUAAAUUAUUAAGCACUUACGGUUUAGAUGUAAUAAUUCUAUGUAAGGGCAAAAUUUAUUUUAGAUAUAAAGUAAAGGAGGAGGGUGAGAUGCUCUCUGCAUUUCUUGAUGACAGUUUGUGUUCUUACAAAAACAAAUAAAAAGAAGAAAAAGGGGUCACCAUUCAAUUUAAGUUUCCAGGGGGAAGUGCAUGUAUCAUGAAAUGAUUAUGGACUUCAAUGAAGAAUGUCAUCAUUAUGUAAAUAUGUAUUUCCUUUUAAUACAAAGUGUAAUUUUGUGCCAGUGAAAUGGAGUCUGAAUAGUUAUGUGUUUCUUUUAUCCCUGGAAAGAUUUAUUAAACUUUAUAGAUUAUCCAGGUAUGUUGGAUGCUUUGACAAUAAAUGACUAUUUUCUUCAAAGCAA
This is a messenger RNA of Canis lupus familiaris (dog), 4539 nucleotides long. It is a transcript of the gene PRDM8, whose product is annotated as PR/SET domain 8. Gene Ontology annotation, cellular component: nucleus. Gene Ontology annotation, molecular function: protein binding. The transcript is spliced from 7 exons. The record is from RefSeq and is a predicted model, not a curated record. Lineage: Eukaryota; Metazoa; Chordata; Mammalia; Carnivora; Canidae. Bases 1691 to 3775 code for a protein of 694 amino acids. Gene Ontology annotation, biological process: regulation of DNA-templated transcription.